Molecule: messenger RNA, 1449 nt
Organism: Osmerus eperlanus (European smelt)
Lineage: Eukaryota; Metazoa; Chordata; Actinopteri; Osmeriformes; Osmeridae
Product: neuromedin-U receptor 1-like
Exons: 2
Coding region: 1-1287 (428 amino acids)
Biological process (GO): neuropeptide signaling pathway
Cellular component (GO): plasma membrane
Molecular function (GO): neuromedin U receptor activity
Source: RefSeq, a predicted model, not a curated record
AUGGACCAGCUGAACUGUUCUUCCCUGGGUCUGUGGAACUCUACCCCUGACCAGCUGGGCUGCCCUGAAGCUGUGCUGUGUGGGAGCAACGUCUCCUGGCCUCUGGUCAACGUUAGCCAAGACGUGCUGGAGGACUUGUGUCUAAGUAUGAGUGAUUACCUGGACAAGUAUCUAGGCCCCCUGAGGUCCCCUGUCUUCCUCCCUGUCUGUGUCACCUUCCUCAUCAUCUUCGUCGUGGGCGCGCUGGGCAAUGCCCUGACCUGCGCCGUCAUUGUGCGUUUUAGGGUGAUGAGGACGCCGACCAACUACUACCUGUUCAGCCUGGCAGUGUCGGACCUGCUGGUGCUGCUGCUGGGCAUGCCCCUGGAGCUGUACGAGAUGUGGCACAACUACCCCUUCCUCCUGGGCGAGGGCGGCUGCUACUUCAAGACCUUCCUGUUCGAGACGGUGUGCUUCGCCUCCAUCCUGAACGUGACAGCGCUUAGCGUGGAGCGCUACGUGGCCGUGGUGCACCCCCUCAAGGUCAAACACGUGGCCACGCGCGCCCACGCCAAGAGGGUCAUCCUCGCGCUGUGGGCGCUGUCCAUGAUGUGCGCCCUGCCCAACACCAGCCUCCACGGGGUGGUCCUUCUGGCCCCCAGGUUCGGCCGGGAGUUCCCAGAGUCGGCCAUCUGCAGCCUGGUGAAACCUGUCUGGGUUUACAACCUGAUCGUCCUGGUGACCACCCUGCUGUUCUUCCUGCUGCCUAUGGUGACCAUCAGCUUUCUUUACCUGCUCAUAGGCAUCCAGCUCCACAGGGAGAGGGGUCUGCAGGCGGUGGAGAUUGGACCAGGCUUGGCGACACAUGGCCACUACAGCGCCCACCAGCAGAAGCAGAGGGCAAGGCAUCGGCAGGUCACCAAGAUGCUGUGCGUACUGGUGAUUGUGUUCGGCAUCUGCUGGGCUCCCUUCCACGUCGACCGCCUCAUGUGGAGCUACAUGGAUGAGACCGUGCGGCACCACCAGAUAUUUGAGUAUGUCCACGUGGUUUCGGGAGUGCUCUUUUACCUCAACUCGGCCGUCAACCCCAUCCUCUACAACCUCAUGUCCACCCGUUUCCGGGAGAUGUUCAGGCAGGUGACCUGCCGCUCAGGCCCGUGCACACACCACGGCCACCAGAUGGCUACCCUGAGUGGCCAGCUGACCUUGCGCAGUACCCUGAGUGCAAAAAAACACAAUGGACAGAGUAGGUACAUGGACUCUCGCCGCCAGUCUAGCCCUGCUCACACUGAUACUAGUCCUGUAUAGGUACUCAGACAGUGGAGUGGAGGAUGAAGGAGAUGUCAGGUUGGCUUACUGCAAAGUUUUGACUGCAAGUUCAAUAUAUUGCUAUGUGUUUCUACCCAGCUGUAACAGUACAGUGAAACAGACACUCAAGUUUGUCACAUUGAUUAACCUGUACUGUGCAUU